AUGUUUGGGUUAGUAUUUUCGGCAAUUCUUUUCAUUGUAACUGCUUCUUUCGGUCAAGAAAAGUCCGAUAAACAAGCUUUGCCACACCCGUACAAUAAAUCUGACUUUCCUCCUGUUGACGAUUACACCUUAAAGGCAUCUAGCGAAUACGGUGUACCUUCGAUUCCAGGUGGUCCGCUCCCACUUCCACCAGCAAUCCCCCCAAUCGGACAUUAUGAAGAGGUACCACGUCCACCCGGAAUCUCCCCAUUUGAUUCUUGGCAGCCGGCCCCACUCCCCCAAAUCCCCCCAAUCGGACAUUAUGAAGAGGAACCACGUCCACCCGGAAUCGAACCUUAUCAAAAUGCAGGAAAAUGCCAGAAGAUCAAGCAACUGAAUGUGCGCGGACACAGAACUGCUCGUGCUAAAUUUGUUGAACUGGAAAGAGAUGGAAAGACUUAUAUCGCUAUCAGUUGUCCAAACACCGGAAAGCCAUACGCUCUAGUGGCCGAAAAGAAUGGUGGCGACACAAUUUUCCAUUUCGGCUCAGAGGUCAUUUUCCAAGACACCGUUCUCCUUUCAUCUGGAUUCAACUUGGACUUCACUGUUAGAUGCGAUGAGAGAAACACUGUCGCCAGAGCAUACAAUGGAAGAAAAGUGUCAAUAAGAAGAGUUGCUUGUGUGGAACUUCCUCAACCAAAUCCAGUUACCAAAUACUAA
Molecule: messenger RNA, 699 nt
Organism: Caenorhabditis briggsae
Lineage: Eukaryota; Metazoa; Nematoda; Chromadorea; Rhabditida; Rhabditidae
Exons: 3
Coding region: 1-699 (232 amino acids)
Source: RefSeq, a predicted model, not a curated record